AACUAGGCUCUUAAAUCUCCACACACUUCUGGGGGAGUGGCUUCUGCUUAGCCCAGGAAGGGGCUUCCUGGGAGGAGGAGCUGGGCAUUGCCCAGCCUUAUCUGGGAACCAUCUCCUAGGGCCCCCUUAGUCUCCCCAACCCCACACGUCCACUGCUCAUCCCUCACCACGGAGGGGACCUUGCAGAAGCUAUGUCCCCUGAGCCAUCUCUCUGGCGGAGCAGUGAGUGGUUGGGGGCAGCCAAGGAAGCGAGCGAGAUAGGCCAGUGGGUGCCCAGUAGGUCUGUGCUUUCCAGAGGGGACGUUAAAGACUAGACUCAAGUGCACUUGCCAGGCCUGUGUGGGAAGACUUUGUUCUGGUGACAUCCAAAGCUGUGGGCUGCAGGCUGAUGGUGAUCUCAGACAACUCAUUAUUGGCAUUUGAUCAGGAAGUAUUUAUGGUGAAGGCCAUGGGGUUAGUGCAGCGUGGUUUGGGCUCCCACUGGAAAUAACCACCCAAAGGCCCAAGUGCAGGAAGGACUCCUGGGUGGCCUCAGGGUCCCAGGGUGGUGAGGGGUGAAGGAUGUCCUGUUUCUUGCUCUGGCAGGGUGGUGGUCCCACCAGCAGAGACUUGAGAUGAUGCCCCUCCCCCCACAUGGAGGGGAGGGCAUUGACUGGCUGGGUUCAGGACUACAGGACAGGCAUUUGUACCCACAGCCUCCCAGGCAGAGGGGGAGAAAACUAGGUCCCGGGGGGGCUGGAGGAGUGACCCCUGCGUCCUGAUGGGCCACCUUAUCAGCAGGUGCCAGGCGGGGCCAUCCCCGGGUGGGGGCGAGCAUCUCCCUGAGCUGUUAUCAGUCCCAGAGUCCACAGGACGCUCCUGGGUUAACGUGUAACCACACGCAGUCCUCUCCACCCCCAAAGCCAUUGGUGCCCACAUACAGGCCACUCGGGGGGUUACAGGCCGAUAUGGACGCCCGGAAAGAGGGUCUGCCCCGAAAUCCUCACCUCGCAGCCCAACAGCCACACCUGGGCAGGUGCCUGAGCCCUUUCUUCCUCACCUGCGUCACCUACUUCCUUCUCUGGAUCCCUGAGGACCAGCCAUCCUGGGUCGGUGCCCUGGUCAAGUGCCUGCCUGUGCUGUGCUUGGCGGGAUUCCUGCGGGCCUGCUCUGGCAGGGACUAUAGCUCUCUCCUGCAGGUGGCCCUGCUGCUCUCAGCCUGCGGAGACGUCUUUCUCAUCUGGCCCGAGGCCUUCCUCUACGGUGUGGCUGCCUUCACCAAGGCCCAGCUGCUCUAUGUCUGGGCCUUUGGCCUCAGACCCCUGCAGCUGGGCCUCCUGCUGCCCGUCGCCCUGGCCUCUCUCCCGUUCUACUGCCUCCUGCUCUUGCACCUCCCCCCCGACAUGGUCCUGCCCCUGACAGCCUACACCCUGGCCCUGGCUACCAUGCUGUGGCGCGGCCUGGCCAGGGGCGGGAGCGCCUGCUGGGGUGCACUGCUCUUCACCAUCUCGGAUACCGUGCUGGCCUUCAACACCUUCAUCCGGCCCCUGCCCCACGCCCGCCUGGUGGUCAUGGCCACCUAUUAUGCCGCCCAGUUCCUCAUCUCCCUGUCGGCCUUCCAGAGCCCCAGGCUCAAGACCAACUGACUAGGGGUCCAGAUAGGAAGGCGUCUGCCCUCUCCUGUCUUGCAAGAACCUGGACCUCUCAGAAGGGCGCAGUGAGGGAAACGCCCUUGGCUCGGAGCCAGGCUCCCAGACUCCCAUCUGCAGGUGGCGGUCCAUUUGGAGAUGUGUGGGAACCGUUUGCAGAAUUCGCAUCCACGCCAAGUUCCAAACACCCUCCAUUCUGAUUCCAGGCCCCAGGCCCCACAUCCAGGCCCCUGCCUGCUACUGUGACCCCAGGUGGCUUCCCACACCACCUACGCCCCUCCUUCUGGCCCUAAUCUAUUUUUUGUUACCUGAGUAAAGCUGACAUUGAAA
This is a messenger RNA of Hipposideros armiger (great roundleaf bat), 1958 nucleotides long. It is a transcript of the gene TMEM86B, whose product is annotated as transmembrane protein 86B. NCBI's taxonomy places the organism in Eukaryota, Metazoa, Chordata, Mammalia, Chiroptera, Hipposideridae. Gene Ontology annotation, molecular function: hydrolase activity. The record is from RefSeq and is a predicted model, not a curated record. The coding region runs from base 948 to 1625 and encodes 225 amino acids. The transcript has 3 exons. Gene Ontology annotation, cellular component: membrane.